AUGGCUCUUGUGUUUUUGGGAGGUGACGGCAACAGAAGACGUCGCAAUAUUCCCCGGAUAUUUAGAGAUCGCAUGAAUCCCCUCGACGUGAUGACCGAUCAUGACCUUUUAAAGAAAUAUCGGUUGGACAGAAUUACCAUUCUUGAAAUAUGUGCACAAACCCAGCAACAACUUCUUAGACUAACAAGACGAAGUCAGUCUCUUCCGGUGUCGCUGCAGGUACUUGUCGCUCUGCGUUACUAUGCAACCGGUAGCUUUCAGUCAAUCCUCGCGGAUGGUCAUGGAGUGUCUAUUCACUCUGAUUCAAGAAGUAUUCACGCGGUUUCUGAAGCAAUUAUUAGACAAGUUCCCCAACAAAUUAAGUUUCCGACUUCACGUACUGAAAUAACAAAUACCAAGCAACGAUUCUAUGAAAUAGGCGGUUUUCCAAAUGUUAUUGGUGCCGUCGACGGUACGUACAUACCUAUAAAGACACCAACUGAUGAUGAGCAUUUGUAUGUGACAAGAAAGGGAUACCAUGCAAUAAAUGUCCAAGCUGUAUGUAAUGGCGACAAUUUAUUCACAAAUAUAGUUGUUCGUUGGCCAGGGUCGACUCACGAUGCAUUUAUAUGGAAUAACUGUGAAUGCGUCCGCAAGAUCGAAGAAAUGAAUUUACAAAAUACAUGGAUUUUGGGUGAUAGUGCGUAUCCGUUAAAACCAUACUUACUUACGCCAUUACCAACUGCAAAUACAGAGGCUGAAAGGAGAUUUAAUGUUGCUCACAAACGUACACGUUGUGUAAUCGAACGUACAUUUGGCAUUUGGAAAAUGAGGUUCAGGUGUCUCCACAAGUCAGGUGGAUACAUGACUUACACCCCGAUAAAAUGUGCUAAGAUUAUUACUGCAGUUGCAGUCCUUCACAACAUGUGUAUUUCGAGAAAUUUGCCUCUGAUUGAUGACAAUGUAAACCAUGAAGAUGACGACAAUGACAGUGACGUCAAUGGUGACGACAACAAUGAAAAAAAUAGAGAAAACAACAACAACGAUGAUGGUAGACAGGUUCGCGAUAACCUUAUUCGGGACAUGUUUUCACACGCUAGCUAA
Ruditapes philippinarum (Manila clam) is the source of this 1083-nucleotide messenger RNA. Its product is annotated as putative nuclease HARBI1. The transcript has a single exon. The coding region runs from base 1 to 1083 and encodes 360 amino acids. The record is from RefSeq and is a predicted model, not a curated record. Lineage: Eukaryota; Metazoa; Mollusca; Bivalvia; Venerida; Veneridae.